CCUUCAAUUACUUCCGGUUUAUGUUUUACGAUGGACGUGGAGGACGAAAACAUUCUCGCCGGGAUCUUUAAAGAUUCCUUUCCGGAGAACUGGCAGGAGAAUUCGGAAUUUCUGCAGUACCUCAGUGAGUUAAGUUCCUAUGGAGUCCAAAAGCUAUCACUGGAACCUGAUAAUCUGGCAGAGGAAAAGAACGAGAUUCUGCAAGCCACGCAGAAUUUGGCCUUCCAACACUACAAAACCUUUAUACAGACCGCCGAAUGUUCCAGAGAUAUCUUCAAAGAUUUUCAGAUAGUGGAGAAACAUGUUGAAGACUUACUGGAUAAGUUACCCCAGUUUAGUGAGGAAUGCAAUGGCGUUAUGCAGAAAGCCCAAGACAUUAACGCCAGUCGUCGCAUGAACAACCUGACAUUGCAGCGUCAUACACAGCUCCUGGAAAUCCUAGAGAUGCCUCAGUUAAUGGACACCUGUGUAAGAAAUGGUUACUACGAAGAGGCACUGGAACUUGCGGCACAUGUCAAACGGUUAGAGAAAAAACACGGCACUAUUUCCAUCAUCGACACAAUAGUCUCAGAAGUGAGGGGUUCCACCCAGCUGAUGCUUAAUCAACUCAUCCAACAGCUGCGAACCAACAUCCAGCUCCCUGCCUGCUUACGUGUAAUUGGUUACAUUCGACGGAUGGAUGUAUUCACGGAAACUGAACUUCGAAUCAAGUUUCUUCAGGCCAGGAAUAUGUGGUUUCAGGGAAUGCUGGAUGUGAUUCCGAGAGAAGACCCUUAUACUCACAUCACUAAAACAAUAGAGACCAGUCGGGUACAUCUCUUUGACAUUAUUACACAGUAUAGAGCAAUUUUCUCUGAUGAUGACCCACUUCUGAGUACAAAGAAAGAUGACUCUGUAUGUGAAGCGUCUUUAUUUCAUGGAUGGGUGGUUCACAAAAUCUCCGAAUUCCUGGCAACUUUGGAGCAGGAUCUAAUGAUGGGCAUAGGUGAAAGACUAGACUCCAUUUUAGGACAGUGCAUGUACUUUGGACUCUCUUUCAGUCGAGUCGGUGCUGACUUUCGAGGUUUGCUGGCUCCAAUCUUCCAAAAUGCAGCUGUCAUGGGAUUCCAAAAUAUACUCACAGAGGCUAAUAAAAGAUUUGCGUUAGACAUGCAGUCCUACAAUCUGUUGGCCCAGACAAACACUGUAGGGUCAGUCCCUUACAGUGCUCAAGGGAGUGAACUUAACCCUCCAGCGAUUCUCUUGGAUUACUCCCCUUUGGCUGUGUAUUGCAACCAUAUUCUGAGUGGAUUUAAUGAACUGCGUUUGUGUGCCCCAAUAUCUGUUGCACAUGAAGUGGCGGAGGCCCUGAAAGGUUCCCUCUUGGAAGUGAACAAUGUCAUCCUUUCUUUCCACAGAACCGAGGAGGCAACAUUUGAUAAAAGAGAACAGGAGAAAUUUGCAAAGUUCUGUGAUGUGUAUGGUGAGACUCUUCUACCAUAUGUAAACAAAUGUCUCCAAGCAUUAUUUCCUCCUCAUCAGUUCUAUGCCUUUAUUGGAGUCCAAGUGAAUAUAUUUGAUAUCAAAACUGUCAUGAACAGAAUAAAACAUUUGAUGCCAGAUAAGGAGGCGGUAGACAGCGCUGAUGAAUCUAAUGCACAGCCUCAGAAUGCUAGUGAAGCAGAAUCAACAGAGAGGAAAGUGGACAAUUCUCUCACUGGUCAUCAAGCUCCAGACCAGGAGGUUGUUCCCCAGGGCGAGGGUAACCACCCCACGAUAGUCCUCCCUACCCAAGAAACAGAGUCGGACUCGGAGACUCCGGGUAAAGUCGUGUUCACCACUAGUAGCUGUGAGCACAGCGAACAUAGCGAUAUCGAGUGAGAUGACAAUAUUGUGUAAAUACUGACUUUACUGAGAAAUCGUUGACCUUGUUUCUAAAUAUUGUGGGAAUCUAACUUAGUUAUCUAAUGUCAUUUGAAUGGACAUUAUACAUGUAUCAUAUGUAUAAUUUAUAUUGAUAUUUUUUUGUUGUGAAGUUACAGAAUGAUUUAUUAAAUGAAACAUGUCAAAUUAUUUUAUUGCAAGAGAUUUAGUUUAGGUUUUAAUUUUAUGUACCAUGCAUAUUGAUAUUUAAUAAAGUUAUCUGAUGCAUAA
Ostrea edulis (European flat oyster) is the source of this 2133-nucleotide messenger RNA. Its product is annotated as conserved oligomeric Golgi complex subunit 8-like. Gene Ontology annotation, biological process: intra-Golgi vesicle-mediated transport. The coding region runs from base 31 to 1860 and encodes 609 amino acids. Lineage: Eukaryota; Metazoa; Mollusca; Bivalvia; Ostreida; Ostreidae. The record is from RefSeq and is a predicted model, not a curated record. The transcript is spliced from 2 exons. Gene Ontology annotation, cellular component: COG complex.